Molecule: messenger RNA, 1095 nt
Organism: Medicago truncatula (barrel medic)
Lineage: Eukaryota; Viridiplantae; Streptophyta; Magnoliopsida; Fabales; Fabaceae
Product: ribonuclease P protein subunit p25-like protein
Exons: 9
Coding region: 162-899 (245 amino acids)
Molecular function (GO): RNA binding
Source: RefSeq, a predicted model, not a curated record
ACCCUCGCGUGUAUCUUUUUCUCUGCCUCAAAUUAAAACCACAAAACAAAAUCCCAUAUCCCCAAAACCUGUCAACUCACAGAGAGUAUUGCUUUGACAUAUUCGCCCCAUAGCCACCCAGCCCUCGCUCUCUUCCAUCUCACUCACGCUCAACACAAACGAUGGAUAGGUAUCAGAGGGUGGAGAAACCCAAGGCAGAUAGCCCUAUCAACGAAAAUGAGAUCCGCAUUACUACUCAAGGAAGGAUGAGAAACUAUAUCACUUAUGCUACCACUCUUUUUCAAGAGAAAGGAACUGAAGAAAUCGUCCUCAAAGCAAUGGGACGUGCGAUAAAUAAGACUGUGACGAUUACUGAGCUGAUUAAGAGAAGGAUUGUUGGUCUGCAUCAGAACACUAUUAUUGGAUCAACUGAUAUAACUGACACAUGGGAACCACUUGAAGAAGGCCUUCUUCCUUUGGAAACUACUCGUCAUGUUUCAAUGAUCACAAUUACUUUGUCAAAGAAAGAGCUGGAUACAUCCUCCACAGGAUAUCAACCUCCUCUUCCGGCUGAUCAAGUAAAACCUUUAAAUGAAUAUGAAGAGGAAGGAGAAGGCUCGCCAAGGAUGCGAGGAAGGGGGCGUGGUCGUGGAAGGGGCAGGGGUAGAGGUAGAGGAAUGUACAAUGGGGGUAUGGAAUAUGGUGAUGGUUAUGAUGGUGGACGUGGCUAUGGUGGCAGAGGGCGUGGCCGUGCAUGGGGUCGUGCUUUCCGGGGACGAGGACGUGGCUAUGGUGCCCAGCCGGUUGGGUAUUAUGACAAUGGUGAAUAUGAUGCACCACCUGCCCCACGCGGCCAAGGUCGUGGAAGGGGAAGAGGGCGUGGACGUGGUCGUGAUGCUGGCCGUGUAGCAGCUGCUUAGUUAGAAGAGGGUUGCCCUGCAACUCUGCUUAUUUGUUUAUUUUAUUUGGGAUUAUUUGAGUCGUUCAGUGUUGCGGCCAUGUUCCUGCAGUUUUGAUUUUGUAGUUCUCUCCCUUGUAACAUCUAUAACAGAUUGAGUUAGAUAUAUUUCUUUUGUUUAGACUUUGGAAAAAAAAUUGAUUGUUGGUUUUCUUAUA